This is a messenger RNA of Wallemia mellicola CBS 633.66, 1400 nucleotides long. RefSeq lists its product as hypothetical. The record is from RefSeq and is a predicted model, not a curated record. The transcript has 2 exons. Lineage: Eukaryota; Fungi; Basidiomycota; Wallemiomycetes; Wallemiales; Wallemiaceae. The coding region runs from base 75 to 1337 and encodes 420 amino acids.
ACAAUCAACUCUUGUUCAGAGGAAAAACUAUAUAAAAUACCGGCUUGACAAAUAUCUCAUUUAUCCGUUUUAAUAUGAGAUUUAUAUUCCUAUCUACCCUUAUCACAGCAUCGUUACCUUUCGCUAGAAGCGAUUUUGGUUUCGAAGUUAGGAAUAACAUAGAAUGUGGAAGAUUGGAGGUGCGUUACUCUGGUGCAAACGGCUCACCUGACAUCCUAGUUGUAUGUCUCAUCUUCCAUAAAAUAGCUCAUAUACUGAUAAAACAUCAGCUCCCUAUCGACGGCGACGUCGCGAAAGCACCAAUGAUUGGUGAGCCUACGAACAUGAGUCCAGGAUCAGGUGUUUAUGUGAAUAACGAGUUCCGUAUGCCUGCUGGAGUGCACUUUACUGUUACUAUGGGCGAUGAUGAUGGAAUGGGUACCGGUGGUACAUCUGAAAUACUUAGGGUGCAGGAUAACGGGAAUGGGCAGGGCUGCUUUCGAAAAAAUCAAGUGACGACAUAUUACGAAAUUGCUAGCAAUUCAUCAAAUUGGAAUAGCUGUGAUACACUUUCUCUAAAUGUUAUCGAUAAAUCUAAAACUAAAGCAACGGAUUUGAUAGAUUACUAUGCUAUAUCACCAAACUCGCGCCCCAUCCACAUACAAUCAGCCCAUAUUAAUGAUACGGUUGAGUAUCAACUCACUCAACCUGAACAAAGUCAAGUUAUGAUUUUCUCCCUUUACCAUGGUACCAAUUUAGCUAUGGAUCUGGGAGGACAUACAAAUAUGUAUCGUAUUGGCGAGGGUUCAACUGAAUGCAAUAAACCAUUAGAGGCCUCGCCAACUGCGGCGCAAAACAACAGCAGUGGUAGUACGAAUUCAGGUGGUAUAUCAAGAGGUGCUAUUGCUGGUGCUGUCGUUGGUGCCGUUGUAGGAGGCGCUGCACUGGCAGCCCUAGUGUUCUUCUUACUCGUCAAGUAUAAAAAACACUCGAAUGCAAGAAUUGAAUAUGCUCGAAAGCUAGAAAGCGACAUAGAACAUAGAGAUCCUAAUGAGGAUAUCGAUGAUAUGGGAGAAGUAGUUCCAUUUACCCAAGAUAACUCUCACCAAAACACUUCAAACCAAGGCAGCUCUACAUACUCACCCGUAUCUCUUACGAAUGCCAGUACUCAUUCGCCUUAUACACCUAUUCAUCCAUCACCCCAAUCUGCUCCUCUGAAUAGAGUACCAAAAUUACAUCGAGAUGCAGGACCUGCUGUUCGGAAUGGUGAGGAAGAAAUGGAAGCUGAUGUUCCUCCAACUUACGAGGAUGCAUCGCGUAAUGAGAGUCACAACCGUGAGGAGUACGGAAGUGUGUGACAUUUAUCAGGAAUUAUUUUGAUUUUACAAUACCUUUUUCAUAAUUUUUGUUCUAUGCAUUUU